Amphiprion ocellaris (clown anemonefish) is the source of this 1391-nucleotide messenger RNA. It is a transcript of the gene cbln1, whose product is annotated as cerebellin 1 precursor. Gene Ontology annotation, molecular function: protein binding. The record is from RefSeq and is a predicted model, not a curated record. The transcript has 3 exons. Bases 717 to 1292 code for a protein of 191 amino acids. Gene Ontology annotation, cellular component: glutamatergic synapse; synaptic cleft. Lineage: Eukaryota; Metazoa; Chordata; Actinopteri; Pomacentridae.
UGAUUGGAAAAUAUCGAAGACGCGCACGCGCUAAUCCGAUGAUGAGUCUCUGUUACCGGGAGAGGGAGGGAGGAGGGGUCUGUAGGAAAAAAAAAGUAAAAAACUUGAAAAAAAAAAAAAAGAAAGCGUGAGUCCAGGGCGGGGAGCAUCUUUCGUGCUCACGCGCCUCGUCCCUUCUUCUUCUUCUGUUUCUCAUAUCUCACAUAUCAAUAAUUCAGGCGCGCGCGAGAGAGAGCAGACGGAGCUCCCCCUCCUCCUCCUCUUCUUCUUCCUCCCUCCGCGCGCUAUGAGUCCCGCUGCCUCGUCAGUCGUCCAGGGCCGCUCCGCACCGCGCACCGAGACACCGAGAGCCGCCGACAAGUGACCUGAACCGGGACGAAGAUCCCCAAAACCCUGCGGACUCGACUGGAGAUACGACGGUAAUAACAUUUCCGAGAAAACAACACGAGGAGAGCCCCCUGAAAACACGCCGUCCUGAGGAGUUUGCUGUUGGGCUAAUUUAAAAAAAAAAAAAAAAAAAAAAAAAAAAGAAAAAGCCAAGAAAACGGAGUGCGCUGUAGUUGUAAAACGAGCCUUUUUACCGAUAUUCGGGGGAAAACACCGGGAAACACUUCCUGCUGUACUCUUUUUUUUUAAAAUUACUUUUAACACAACACAAAAGGGAGAACAGACCCGCGGUUUCAGGUGCGAACAAGUUCACCGCUCCGGUCUCCGGCAUGUUGGCGUUUUGCCUGCUGAGCGCCGUGUGGCUCGCGGCGAGUCCGGCCCGCGCUCAGAACGAGACGGAACCGAUCGUCCUGGAGGGGAAGUGCCUGGUGGUGUGCGACUCCAACCCGACCUCGGACCCCACGGGCACGGCGCUCGGGAUCUCGGUGCGCUCCGGCAGCGCGAAGGUGGCGUUCUCCGCAGUCCGGAACACCAAUCACGAGCCCUCGGAGAUGAGCAACCGGACUAUGGUCAUCUACUUCGACCGGGUUCUAGUAAACGUUGGCAGGAAUUUUGACGAGGAGAGGAGUAAUUUCAUCGCGCCACGCAAGGGGAUUUACAGUUUUAACUUCCACGUAGUCAAAGUCUACAACCGCCAAACUAUACAGGUGAGCCUGAUGCACAACGGCUGGCCGGUGAUUUCAGCAUUUGCCGGUGACCAGGACGUGACGCGCGAGGCGGCCAGCAACGGUGUUCUGAUCCAGAUGGAGAAGGGAGACCGGGCCUACCUCAAACUGGAGAGAGGAAACCUAAUGGGAGGAUGGAAAUACUCCACCUUCUCUGGCUUCCUGGUGUUCCCCAUGUAGAGAGGAAGAGGAGGAGGAGGAGCAGGGGGGUGGAGACAAAGGAGGAGGAGCUGGUGGAAGGUGGAAAGUAUAACGGAGGCGAGGGAGGAAGAAGAAAAA